Hippoglossus stenolepis (Pacific halibut) is the source of this 2888-nucleotide messenger RNA. RefSeq names its product probable ATP-dependent RNA helicase DDX17. Bases 246 to 2207 code for a protein of 653 amino acids. Gene Ontology annotation, biological process: alternative mRNA splicing, via spliceosome. Gene Ontology annotation, cellular component: cytoplasm; ribonucleoprotein complex; nucleus. The record is from RefSeq and is a predicted model, not a curated record. NCBI's taxonomy places the organism in Eukaryota, Metazoa, Chordata, Actinopteri, Pleuronectiformes, Pleuronectidae. The transcript has 13 exons. Gene Ontology annotation, molecular function: ATP binding; RNA helicase activity; RNA binding.
UCGCUAAAGAGGGCAGGGGAGACAAGAGCGCGGCGGCCCGUGACGCAUCUAGCAUUUGUUUACUGAAGUCCUUUUAAGCGGAAUAAUCGUCCACUCAACGUUUAUUUAUGAUCAUAGGAAUCCUCGGGUGUUUUUACAGGUAUCUGUUCUCUUUAUUUUGCACUUAAAUACAGAACUUAACGUUAAAAAAGUCGGCGUGAAAAGUGAGCGAACGUGUCCAACCCAGCGGAGAGGAUUCCAGCAACAUGAGAGGAGGCUCGUCUUAUGGAGACAGGGGCAGAGACCGCGGGCGAGACAGGCCACGGUUUGGGGCCACGGGUGGUCGAGGUGGACCCCCACCCAUGAAGUUUGGGAAUCCAGGAGAGCGUCUCCGCAAGAAGAAGUGGAACAUGGACGAGCUGCCAAAAUUUGAGAAGAAUUUCUAUACUGAACACCCUGAGAUCCAACACAUUAGUCAGUAUGAAAUGGAAGAGUAUCGCAGGAAGAAGGAGAUCACCAUCAGAGGCACUGGCUGUCCAAAAGCUGUCACCGCUUUCCACCAGGCGCAGUUUCCUCAGUAUGUGAUGGAUGUGCUGAUGCAGCAGAACUUUACGGAGCCCACAGCGAUCCAGUCUCAGGGCUUCCCUUUGGCCCUGAGCGGCAGGGACAUGGUGGGAAUCGCUCAGACUGGCUCUGGAAAGACACUGGCUUAUCUCCUCCCUGCUAUUGUGCACAUCAACCAUCAGGCCUAUCUGGAGAGGGGAGAUGGACCGAUUUGUCUGGUGCUGGCCCCGACCAGAGAGCUGGCUCAGCAGGUCCAGCAGGUUGCAUUCGACUAUGGCAAGACCUCUCGCAUCAAAACCACCUGUGUCUAUGGCGGAGCACCCAAAGGACCACAGAUAAGAGACCUCGAGAGGGGUGUUGAGAUCUGCAUCGCCACACCUGGCCGUCUCAUUGACUUCCUGGAGGGGGGGAAGACUAACCUGCGUCGCUGCACCUACCUCGUGCUGGAUGAGGCGGACCGCAUGUUGGACAUGGGCUUUGAGCCACAAAUUCGCAAGAUAGUUGAUCAAAUCAGGCCCGACAGACAGACGCUGAUGUGGAGUGCGACAUGGCCGAAGGACGUUCGGCAGCUUGCUGAGGACUUCCUGAGGGACUCUGUGCAGAUUAAUGUUGGCGCUCUGGAACUCAGCGCCAACCACAACAUCCUGCAGAUAGUUGAUGUCUGCAUGGAGACUGAAAAGGACCACAAACUUUUUCAGCUCAUGGAGGAAAUUAUGGCUGAAAAGGAAAACAAAACCAUCAUCUUUGUGGAGACCAAGAAGCGUUGUGAUGAUCUCACCAGGAGAAUGAGGCGGGACGGAUGGCCAGCUAUGUGUAUUCAUGGAGACAAGAGCCAGCCAGAAAGAGAUUGGGUUCUCACAGAAUUUCGUAGUGGAAAAGCUCCCAUACUGAUCGCUACUGAUGUUGCCUCUCGUGGUCUGGACGUGGAAGACAUCAAGUUCGUCAUCAACUACGAUUACCCAAACUCCUCUGAGGAUUACGUCCACCGCAUCGGACGUACAGCCCGCAGUACCAACAAGGGCACUGCCUACACCUUUUUCACCCCGGGGAACCUGCGGCAGGCCCGAGACCUUGUGCGGGUGUUGGCGGAGGCCCGACAGGCCAUCAACCCAAAACUGCUUCAAUUUGUGGAAUCAGGCCGUGGUGGAGGUGGAGGCGGUGGCAGAAUGCGUUACCGUGGCGGCAACUCCAGCAACCCCAACCUAAUGUUCCACGACGAGUGUGAGCGCCGCAUGCGUCCGGGUGGAGGCGGCGGCGGCAGCAGCAGCAAAGAUGGACGCAGCGGUUUCAGUCGUGACAACCGCAACAGCCGUGAUGGAGACCGCUCCAAUUCCUCCUCCUCUUCCUCCUUCAGGGACAGAGGUGAUCGCAGGAACAGCUUCAACUCGGGGUCAGAGCAGUACCAGAGUUACAGCGGCAGCAGUGGCUACAACUCCCGUCCCAACACCCAAUCAGCAGGCAGUGGAAGUCAGGAUCAGUCAGGUCAGCCGCAAGGUCAGUUUGGCCAGCCUCCCCCUCCUCCUGUGCCAACAGGGGGGCCACUGCCCCUCAUGGCGCAGCAGUUUGCUCUGCAACAGCCCCCGCUAUUGGGCUUCAUGGGGCAGCCGCCGUACCCUUUUGCCUCUCCGCCUCCUCCUCCAGGCCCUCAACCGCCCAGGAAGUAGAAUCAUGAAAGGAGGAAGCAGUGAGGUCAUUUGUGCUUCUUGGUGUGCUCACAGUGUAACUUUGUUUUUACUCUCCAACUCUUGGUAACUCCAAGAGAGCGAGGGAUUUGACAAAGGCUUAUACUGACGCAAGGGCUUAUAUUUUCUAUGUUUUGUACUUUUUAAUAAACCCAACAUGUGGAAUUUAUAUUUUCCUGUUGGACCUUUUUUCCCUUUAAUAUUCAUUUUCAGUUUGAUUGUCACUGUCCCAAGUCUGAUUCACGGAGGAACAACUUUACUGUCUCUGUAAUUUCAGCAUUUUGUCAUCGUUCGCUAGUCACAGCUGUGCCUUUCAUUGGCUGCGGAGGAAUUUGGUUGCAAUAACAACAAGCAUGUACAAGCCUCAGUGAACAUGUGUUUGAGUGCUGGUCUAUUGGUCAAAUCAUUUCUAAUAGAUCAUGUCACAUUCCAGUCAUGUUCUUCAUGUUCUGUUGGAGCAAGACUCGGGUUUUGUCUGGCGACAUACUUUCAUUUUUACAUUACUUUUCUGGUUUGUUUUAAGUGUCCAAGUGUCCAAAUGGGUGAAUCUUCUGCAGUAGUUUUGAUACAAUGCAAUUCACGUCUCUCUAGAUUUAGAUUUAAAUGCAUACAUUUACUGUUUCCUGUCCUGCAGCAAGUCAGAAUAAACAAAUGUACCCUUUA